Akanthomyces muscarius is the source of this 363-nucleotide messenger RNA. RefSeq lists its product as uncharacterized. Bases 1 to 363 code for a protein of 120 amino acids. Lineage: Eukaryota; Fungi; Ascomycota; Sordariomycetes; Hypocreales; Cordycipitaceae. The transcript is spliced from 2 exons. Gene Ontology annotation, cellular component: mitochondrial large ribosomal subunit. Gene Ontology annotation, molecular function: structural constituent of ribosome. Gene Ontology annotation, biological process: translation. The record is from RefSeq and is a predicted model, not a curated record.
AUGGCCGCCCUUCUUCCCCGAAUCGCCUCGCCUGCAUUGCUUCCUAUUCCAUGCCUACCGUCGUUGGCUGGCCUCGCUGGUCGUCUGCUCCCGACACUUGGCCUCGCUCUCCCCGGUAUCAGCAUCACCAUUCCCACGCUGCUGGACGACAUUUGGGAGGGUAUCUUGCGAGCUGUGCCAAAGAACAAGGUCUCCCACUCGAGGAAGCGAAUGAGACAGCUGGCCAACAAGGGCCUCAAGGAUGUCAACAGUCUUUGCCAGUGCCCAGGCUGCGGUGCCCCUAAGCGCAUGCAUCGUCUAUGUCAAAACUGCCUGGAAGAAAUGAGAGGGAUGUGGAGAUCCGACGAGCGACGAAAGCUAUAG